Coregonus clupeaformis (lake whitefish) is the source of this 1552-nucleotide messenger RNA. RefSeq names its product UPF0690 protein C1orf52 homolog. The record is from RefSeq and is a predicted model, not a curated record. Lineage: Eukaryota; Metazoa; Chordata; Actinopteri; Salmoniformes; Salmonidae. The transcript is spliced from 3 exons. Bases 135 to 800 code for a protein of 221 amino acids.
UACGGCAACAGUGAUUCAAAAUGGAGUAACGAGCCAAAACAUUAAGGUAGCUUGCUAAUUAAUUAGGGGCAUUAUCUUCUUAUCUCUAAAGUUAAAUUCAACGUAUUACUAGCUGAGGUAAUAAUUGUAUCAGUAUGGCUGAUAAGAAGAAACCCGAUUCGUUCCAUUACUUCAUGAGUUACGAUGAUUUGAGUGACAGUAGCGAUAGUAACAGCAGCGAUUCCGAUGAAGCGGGCCAGAAGAAAUCAAGAGGAAAGGGGGGGAACGAUGCUACUGGAAGCUGUAGCAAAUCUCCCCAACACGGGACCAAGCGGGCUGCCAGUGGAGCUCCUCUACCAAAACCCGACGAGCUCUUCAAGUCGGUCUCUAAGCCGUCCUUUCUGUACAACCCGCUGAAUAAACAGAUCGAUUGGGAGAGCCGCGCCGUGAAAGCUCCAGAAGAGCCUGCAAAGGAGUUCAAGGUAUGGAAGACGAACGCGGUGCCCCCUCCGCAGACCUAUGAGGCGGAGAAGCCCAAGAAGGGAGCUCCCCCAGGGAUGGACAUGGCCAUAAAGUGGUCUAACAUCUACGAGGAUAAUGGAGAAGACGCUCCACAGCCUCACACUGGCAACGCUGUCUUCCUGCCCACAGAGGAACAGACAUCAGAUUCAGACGAGGACGGAGACAAGGGGUCGGUGAAGAAGCGGAGGGUGGAGAGCUUCCAGCAGAAGGAGAAGAGGAAGAGGGAUCUGGGCCAGGCCACCUCUGACAAGAGCUUUGUAGAGGAAGAGAAGAGGAUCCUCAGGCAGAACGCGGACUGAGGCCUAGAUCUGGUUUGGGUCCAAGUCUGGGUGCGCUAAGCCUCCGUGACUGUCCUACAGCUUUGCUCCAGACAUCCAACACUUUCUCCUCUGUGUCCAGCCCCUGGUUAUGUGAAUGGUCCAGUACUCGUCUACCUAGGACACAUGAUAUAGAUGUUAUUGUUAUGAAAACAUUUGGACUGUUCUUUUUAAUCCCUUGUUAUAUCUUUGAGGAGCAUAUUAUCCAGACACUAGUGGAAAACACACAUAUUCCUGAAUUUGUGUGUCUGUAGGUAUUGAUCAAUGUUUGGUUGUAAAUAGACAACCACCUGAUCUACAUAAUAAUAUAGGCUGGAUUUGGAUGAAUGUCUCUGAACUGCUUUGGGGAAAUCGAAAUGUUCAUAUGUUUGGAUCAUGAGCAGAUGUAUUUUUUUAUAUGGCAACUUUUAUUUUGGAAUAGCAAGAAAUGUAUGGUAAAUACAUUUAGAUUAUUAGUGUCUCUACAUUUCUCUGUCAGCGAGAUGUUAGGUCAAGAAAGACUGCAUUUGCUAGAGUAAAACUUUUCGUCUACAUAUAAUUUCCGCUAGAUGGCAGCCUUGGGCCACAUUUGGUACACAACCUUUUCGCUGGUGGGGAGUAGUACCUUAAACGUUACCAUGUCUUUUAAUGCAUCUAUACAAUAUGGAUCCAGUUAAACACUGACAGUUUUGCCUGUUUUGUAGUAAAUUCCGUUGUCUUACACAACUGAUGCAAUAAAUGGAAUGUGAAUAUAA